Molecule: messenger RNA, 2118 nt
Organism: Macrosiphum euphorbiae (potato aphid)
Lineage: Eukaryota; Metazoa; Arthropoda; Insecta; Hemiptera; Aphididae
Source: the annotation of a GenBank genome assembly
AUGAACUCUCGGUCAAAAUUGUUGCUUCAAUUGGCUGGUGUAUCAAAUAAUACACCUGACAAUAAAAAUGUAAUAAGUAAACAAAAUACUUCUGAAAAACCUAUACAAGAGUCUUCAAAAAUGAAUGUAUCAAGUGGAUCGUCAUCAUCAUCGUCAAGUAGUGACUCGAGUUCUGAUUCUUCGUCAUCAUCUUCCUCUGAAGACUUUGAUGAUAUUUUUGGUGAUAAAAAUUAUGUACCUUUUAAAGAAAAUAAUAUUUUACAUAGCACUAGUGAAGAUGAAUUAAACAUUGAAAACAAUGAUAACAGAGCAUCUGUUUCUAUUGAGAACUCAACCAAUGAGGUAAGUUUAAGUGGGAUAAAUACUUUGGUGCUAACUAGUCCAUUGAAAAAAGGUAGAAAACGUCAGAGAAAUGAAGAUAAAUGGAAGAGAAACAUAAAUAAAAAGUUGAGAAAUAAAGGACAGUUAUAUGAAUCACAUUGUGCAAGCAAAAAGAUGAGAAAAGAAAGACAGAUGAAAUCUCCAUGUAAAGAAACUUGCAAGCUUAAAUGUUCAUCCAAGUUCAAUGAUGAAAAUAGAAAAGAAUUGUUUUCAGGAUUUUGGGAGUUGGGUGAUAUUGAAAGACAGAGACAAUUUAUUUCAAAUAGUAUGCAGACCAUUCAACCCAAGUAUCGUUAUAUUCGCCAAGGUGGUACUAGAAGCCCAAGAAAUAAUAAUAAUGCAUUUUAUUUCACUUUAAAAGAACAGAAAGUAAGAGUAUGUAAAUUAUUUUUCAAGAAUACGUUGGAUAUCAAUGAUCGACCUAUUCGUACUGUACUAGAAAAACAAAAUAAAAUAGUUAAUACUCUAUUAGAAGGAGAUAGAAGGGGAAAACAUGGCAAACAUGUUAAAUUAGACGAUUCCAUAAGGGAUGGUAUCAUAAAACAUAUUUCUUCAAUUCCGAAAAUUGAAAGUCACUAUGCAAGAGCCGACACUUCAAAACAUUUCAUCGAUGGGAGUAGGUCUAUUUCUGACAUUCACAGGGAUUAUGUGGCUGAUUGUAAGGAAAAAAAUGUUCCAUUUGGCAACUAUGUAUUGUUUUAUCGUAUUUUCACCCAAGAAUUUAAUAUUUCAUUUUUUCAACCAAAGAAAGACUUGUGUGAUACAUGUGUGGCUUAUGACAAUGCAAUAGGUGAAGAAAAAAAUAAGUUAAAAAAUAAUUAUGAAGAACACUUGGUGGAAAAAGAUUUGUCAAGAAGUGAGAAACAACUUGAUAAAGAAAAAUCAAAUUUAAUUUUAGCUGUUUAUGAUUUACAAGCUGUGAUGCCACUGCCAAAAGGAGAUGUUUCUACAUUUUAUUACAGGUCAAAGUUAAAUGUUCUUAAUUUCACUAUUUAUGACAUGCAGAAAAAUAUUGCUGAUUGCUUUGUAUGGGAUGAAUCAAAUGGUCACAGAGGUGUGAAUGAGUUAGGAACUUGUAUAUGGAAAUAUUUGGAAAUGAAGUCUGAUAAAAAUGAAGGGGAUGUAAUUUUCUAUUCUGAUAACUGUCCCGGGCAAAAUAAAAAUAAAUUUAUACUUGCAUUAUACAUUUAUGCAGUUCGCCAAUUCAAAAAUAUAAAAACCAUCACACACAAAUACCUUAUAAAAGGCCACACUCAAAAUGAAGGUGAUUCAGUUCACUCCUUAAUAGAGAGACAAUGUAAAAAACAGUUAAAAAGUGGGCCUAUUUACACUCCAGAAGCCUUUGUCUCAAUAAUUCGUACUGCUAAAAAAACUGGAGAGCCGUAUCGCGUUCAUGAAUUAUGCUAUGAAGAUUUUUACGAUAUAAAAAGUCUGUGUACUCAAAUUGGUGUAAAUAUUACAGUUAACACAGAAAAUGAAGCUGUGAAGUUUACGAAUAUUAAAAUUAUGAAAGUGGAGAAAAAAUCACCAUCAUCCAUUUUUUAUAAAACAUCAUACUCUCAAGCAGAAUUCAAAGAAGCUAUUGUGAUCAGAAGAAAAAAAACUGUAGCUGUUGAGUUAAAAAAAGAAUUUUCUGCAAAACCAGGGAUCUCAGAAAAGAAAAAAGAAGACUUAUUAUACUUAGUUAAGAAAAAUUGUAUACCAAACUUUUAUAAACCAUAUUAUGAACAAUUGUAA